AUCAAGAGAGCACCAGUUAGUCGGGUCGGAGGCUCUGAAUGUGUCGGAGUGUCCAUGUUGCUGUUGCCAGUGCAAGUUUCCCUCCGUCCUAUUCCAGACAGCAGCAUCCGUCCUGCAAUUGCGGCAGCCGAGCCCUGCAGUACACCUCGUUUCUGGUGCUCCUCCUCAAGAGAACUUUUGAUGGUACAGAUCUUGGAGUGAAUUUAGCCUGAUCUACAUUGUGAUAGUGGAAUUAUUCUGGAUUACUAAAGACUAUCCAGGAACUUUGAAGAAUAUACAAUAAGCAGAAAAUGAAACAAACGCUCUUUGAAUUUUGUUUCGUAGUACUGCCCCUGUGCACUAGAGUAUAGAUAAAUUUAUAUAUAUAAAUAUAUUAUCAAGGUGAUUUAAUGUUGAAAUUCACUAAAUAGUAGUUAGUUUUGUGCAACGAUCUACCUGACAAGUGUCAUCAAGAAAUCGGUGUUGUUAAUCCUAUUUUGGAUGUGCUGCAGUUUGGCAGACGUUUAAGAAUGAAUGUAAUCUGCUAGUGAAAUGACUUUGUUCGAGUAGAAUAAUUAGAAAGGAACCAUUAACAUUUCACGGAAACAUUAAGCUGUGAGAUUUCAUGACCUCUUGAGAUUCAAGAUGUAAGAAAGGUGGAAGUCCUGAUCUUUCAGUUUGAAAAUGCAUAAGAGAAAUUUUGUUGCUUACGAGCAUGAAGAUGAUCAACUGAAUCCAAAUUUUAGCAACUCGAUCACUUUGAACUUCCUGCUCACCAACUACUAAAACUGUGACCCUCAAGCUGCUUUUUUAAUGAAAAAUCUACAAGAUAAUAUAUAGACUAAGGAUACUUGUACAAUUCAUGCUAUUACUGUCUGGGAGAAAGCAGUAAUGUUGUACAAAGAAUCCUAAUUCCCUUGGCACUGUUGCACUCUCCCUGGCAUCUAUCAAGUGUUGCAUUCGCCUACCAAUGCCUUCCACAACCAGCAGUCAGCCGACGUCUUCAACAAUACUACCUAAGGCAGCGAACGGCCGCCCCCAAUCCGCCUGAUGUUGGUGCCGAGGGCUGCCCCAGUCUGCGCCAUGCCUGCUGCCUCGCCCUCACGCCCAGGCCCCCACAUUCCAAGACCUUUCACGCCUGCUCCUGGUUAUGCCCAGUACCAAAUGGCCGCAGCGCACGUUUCUCAGAUACCCGCCGGGUAUCACAUUCGGCCCCCUGGCCCGGGCCCCAGGUACCUUGGAGUACCACCUAAAAACCACUUGGCAGCUGCUCUCACUCAGCCUUCCCCUCCUGCUUUCCCGAAAUCGCGAUCCCCGAGACCAUCUCUGGUUCACUAUGAAGCGUCGGGGCCUCCCGCGAGAUCAAUGCCAUCAAGUUUCAGACCUGUGGGAAUCCACGGAUCUUUGAGUUCACCGAAGCAGGCGUCGGUGUGCCCGGAAGCAAGAAGUUCUUAUCCUGCCCCAGAUCUACCUGACAGUCAUCCGAUGCCAUGGUCAUCGGAUGCCCCGUUACCAGCGUCUGACAUGCCCUUUGAUCUCUCUACACAUAACCGUGAACCGUGUAUGUCGCCAGCCUCUAGACCCUUAGACCUUUCAGAGUCAGAUCAGCCAUUAGACCUUAGUGUGAAGAAACGCCAACCGGAAGAAGACGAAAAUAUGAAUAUCGUCGUGCGAAGGACGCCUCCCCCUGUCUCGAGAAGAAUUCCCUCUCCAAAAUACGUCUCCCCCUUACACGAUUAUCGACCUCCUCGAACGCAGGAAAUCCCUUCUUCUUCCGUCGAAAACGAACACACUGCAAAGAGCGUCAGUGCCCAAAUGGUGCAUGUUACUAGUCCGAUGACCACCAGAAACCCUCCCUCGAUCGCGUAUCCUCAGCCGCUCCACCAAGGGGUCCAUCAACCUGUCCCUGUAUACUCUAGUGAUUGUCGACCACUACCUCCAGCUUCGUCAGUUAGGGCACCGUUCCCUGUUAUGGGAGUUCCCCAUUCACCAUAUCAUUUGGGACCUCCCGUAACUUCCCCUCAGAUGGUCGCUGGGUAUAGAGGACCACCACCGGGCUCACAAGGUCAUCCAGCGUUAUACCAGGUCGGUGAUCGUAUGCAAAAGGGCCUACCACCGCCACCGCCUGACGCCUCUGCACUGCCAGGAAUGUCUACAAUCAAACCGAGGGAGAGAUACGCUUGCAAGUUUUGUGGGAAAGUUUUCCCCAGAUCCGCGAAUCUUACGCGACAUCUAAGAACCCAUACCGGUGAACAGCCAUACAAGUGUAAGUUCUGUGAGAGAUCCUUCAGUAUAUCGUCGAACCUGCAGCGACACGUCCGUAAUAUCCAUAACAAAGAGAAGCCUUACAAGUGCCGCCUUUGCGACCGAGCGUUUGGCCAGCAAACGAAUCUCGAUCGUCAUAUGAAGAAGCACGAUUCUGAUGGUCCAACUAUCCUGGACGGGAGCCCUAAAAGGUAUUCCUCUCGCCCAAAGGAAGAGGACUUGCAGAUGCAGUCACCUGGUAAGGAGCUGUCAGAUAAAAGCAGAGAAGAUAUGCAGGCAAUAGACGAUGAAGACGAUGAAGACGAGUACAUUGACGUCGAAGAGGAUGAUGAAGAAGAGGAAGAAGAAGAACUGGGAGAAAAAGAGAGUGAGAAAAUAUCGUGUGCUGUAACUAUCAAAUCUUCGCCGAGUAUAUGUCCGAUGGACAUAGAUGCGUCUGAAAACAAUAUGACUCAGCCCGUAGCUGUUAUAUCUACGUGAGGCAAGAGUUCAGAGUGAUAUCAAAAGUCAGAACAUGAGUCAUCAGGUUUACUAUGGAAAAUUACAAAUAAAAACAUUGAUCAUUAAAUUGAAACUAAAGAGGAAGCACCCAAAGAAAAAAUAUGAGAAUUAUUGAAUUUUUGUAAGAAGUGCUCAAAAUCAAGAAUAUCUGACAUUUCUCAGUUAACGAACAGAUCAAAUAGUUGCGUAAUGAUUCUCCAGUUAGGUAAUCUGUGUAUAAUAGAACGACCUACUGGCUGUCUGAUGAACUCUUUGGUAGUAAUGGCAUAAAGCAGAUGAGUGAUAAUCAUAUGUAAUAAUAUACCGUGAAGGAAGCAUUCUGACUUUGAACAUUCUUUAAAUCUUGAAUAACCUCUGUGUACAAACUACUCUUUCUUCCAAGCAUUGGUAGAAGCAAUAAAAGCCUUUAUCGACGCCGUCUGAAUUAUAUAAUGUUCCUUGCGAAAAAUGAAAAAUAUAUAUUAUUUUAUCAGAUAUAUUUACUUACGUAGAUUAUGCAAAGAUACUUAUAUUAUGAAAUCUACACUUGUGUAAUUGUUUUUAAGUAGCCCAACGUAGUACAAUUAGCCUAAGUGCAUCGCCGUAGUCAUGAGAAACGACUCAGUGUCACGCUUAUUCUGUCUUUCCUCAUCUGCCUCUUCUCUUCUCUUCUCUUCUCUUCUCGUUGGAUUUCCUUCCCUUGGAAAAUGUUGGUUCCAUUUAUUUCUUCAAAAAAUCACUUUACCUAAAAUUAAGUUUUAUAUAUUUGGUUGUAAAGCCAAGCUUAUAUGAAAAAUACGACUCCUAUUCGCAUUGAAAUUAUUGUUGAUGAACUGGACGAAAGUGUCUGCAUUUAGAGUAAUACAAUGUAUCAGAUACGAAGAAUCUGGACAGAAUUUAAGUAUACUUUUAUUUAUCAUGUAUGUAUAGGUUCUGUCCCUAAACAUAUGUUACUGGUAAAAUAUUUAAUAUUGAGCCACUGAGAAAACAUUGCAAAAUAUGGCGUGGAAAUAUAUUUAUAUUCAAAUAUUUUGUUCUUCAUUUUUUAUGAAUAUGAGAGUGAAAGAAUUUUACCUCUAAGGUCAAUAUAAGGCAGAGUGUAAAACAGCAAUUUGCCUGUGUGUAUAAUAAGGAAGCAUGUACGUAUACUACAUUGGUUCACAAAUAUCUUCAAUAUUGGCAGUUUUGCCUUGAAAGCAUUUGGUUUUUGUGUAGGUGAUGAUCGAUUUCUGUCCCUCAGGUGUCCCUGGAGUCAUAAGUUUAAACCUUAAUUAAGCUGCAUUCCCUUUUGACUCGUACAGCAGGUCUAUUUGCGAGGAGUUGAUGAUACGUGCUUUUGUUGUCGCUCUUUCUCUUUGUCGUUAGUUACCAUUUUACUACUCGCAGACAAUAUUAUUAUAUGUUACGCAGAAAAGUCAUUCGUAUUUUAUGGUUUAGUGGCAUCGAAUUUUCUUCAGGGUUGAUUUGUGACUUACUUUCAUCUUAACCAUUGUUGUGUUUCUUUUCUGGAGGACAUUUGGGCCCAUGUUCUUUUUGUUUUCUCUUCUAUACGUUCAUGUGAAGUACAUACAUGUACAAAAACAUAUUUGUGUGUAUAUAUACAAGUAUAUAUAUGCAAGUGCAGGUUUGUCCAUCCUGUGUGUGCAUAUAUGUGCUUGUAUUCGUACACCGGUGUGAGUCAUGUAAGUAUGUCUGUACGAAUGCGUUUGCAUGUGUGCGUGCUGGUCUAUCUCUCUAUUUACUUCCAGACAAAUGUAAGUUACACAUACAGAGCAAUGAAUGUCAAGUGAGUCACAAAGUCCAUACUUGAAGAAGGUUGUGAGUGCAGUGUCAUAUAUAGUUUUAGUAUUACGUCCUAUUUCCAAAAGAAAAAUAUAUUGAUUACUAGUCACGGGCGAUCACAUGGUGCUAUGAGGAGAUUUAAAUUUUAUUAUAUAAAGACCCUUUAUGAAAAUAUUCUUAACAUAACAAUAGGAGAAAAAGUUUGUUAGUUUUGGAAAUAAAUAUGAGAAAUAUAA
Messenger RNA from Macrobrachium nipponense, 4742 nucleotides. RefSeq names its product histone-lysine N-methyltransferase PRDM16-like. The transcript is spliced from 2 exons. The coding region runs from base 1030 to 2724 and encodes 564 amino acids. The record is from RefSeq and is a predicted model, not a curated record. NCBI's taxonomy places the organism in Eukaryota, Metazoa, Arthropoda, Malacostraca, Decapoda, Palaemonidae.